UCUCAGCGAAGCUCUCAACACGACGCAAAACCGCAGGGGUAGAAGUGGCAUAGGCAGCAGAAGCAGAGGCACUGUUGGAAGCGCCGCGGGUCUCCUUCGCAGGGGCAUACCCCUGGCCGUGGGUCUCGGGACGACUCGUGGAAGCAAGAGCAGCAUGAGUAGAGGAAGACUCAGGGGCAGCACCAUAAUACUGGUGGCUAGCAGUAGUAGUAGGCAUUACUGCGCCGCUCGUGCGACGAGCAACACCCCCAUAAUGCCCGUCUCCUUCGUGGGGGUACAUGGUUUCCCAUGCGCGGCUUUGGGUACUUUGUGUAGGCCAACCGUACACAGAGCGGCGAGGCUUGUAAUGGUCGCCGUAGGGGUAGUAGGUCCUCCCAUCAGGAAGAUGCACAGUCCCCUGCACCUUAUGCAAUCCCUCCGUCCCAUAAUUCUCUCCCAAGUUAACCGUCUUGGGCUCCCUAGGAGUGGGAUCAGCCCCGACUUUGGGCUUCGGGUUUUGCCCAGGGUGGAUCCAGUCACGCUUAUCCUGCUCGUGCUUCAUCUUCUUGUCGUCCGGCUUCUUAUUCUUAACAUGAUGAAAGUUCUCAUCCUUCUGCCCAAAGCGGAGCGCCACAUCCUCCACGGCUUGGACGAGUGGUGACUUGUCCUUCUUUUUGGCCUCCAAGUCAGGGCGGUGGUAGUGAUGCUUUUCGCCGGGCUUCUUCUCGGUCUCCUUCUGUUUCUGCUCGUUCUUCUUUUCGGACGACUGAGACUCCGGCUUGGACUUGGACUGCAGCGGCUCCGACGACUCUGGCUUUGAC
This is a messenger RNA of Neurospora tetraspora, 800 nucleotides long. RefSeq lists its product as uncharacterized. Bases 155 to 640 code for a protein of 161 amino acids. NCBI's taxonomy places the organism in Eukaryota, Fungi, Ascomycota, Sordariomycetes, Sordariales, Sordariaceae. The record is from RefSeq and is a predicted model, not a curated record. The transcript is spliced from 2 exons.